CGGAUUUCGAGGAGCUGCGGAAUAUGGUAUCAAGUUUUCGAGUCUCUGAACUACAAGUGCUGUUGGGCUUUGCUGGACGUAACAAAAGUGGACGCAAACAUGACCUCCUGAUGAGGGCACUGCACCUGCUGAAGAGUGGCUGCAGCCCGGCGGUUCAGAUAAAGAUCCGAGAACUCUACAGGCGGCGCUAUCCCAGGACGAUAGAAGGCCUUUCCGACUUGUCCGCUAUAAAACCUCCGGUCUUCAACUUGGACAGCAGCUCGUCCCCCGUGGAGCCUGACCUGGGCGGGUUCCAGCCGCAGCCGAUACCCUCUACUUCAGUCACUCCUCAGUCCCCUUCCUCGCCACUUGGUUCAGUGCUGCUCCAGGAGACGAAGCCUCGCUUUGAGAUGCAGCAGCCGUCCCCACCGAUCCCACCGGUGCAUCCUGACGUCCAGCUGAAGAGCCUUCCAUUUUAUGAUGUCCUCGACGUUCUCAUCAAACCUACCAGCUUAGUACAGAGCAGUAUUCAGAGGUUUCAGGAGAAGUUCUUCAUCUUCGCUUUAACACCUCAACAGGUCAGAGAAAUCUGCAUUUCCAGGGAUUUCUUGCCAGGAGGCCGAAGGGAUUACACUGUGCAAGUUCAGCUGAGGUUGUGCCUGGCAGAGACCAGCUGCCCUCAAGAGGAUAAUUACCCUAGUAGUUUAUGCAUAAAAGUGAAUGGGAAACUUUUCCCAUUGCCGGGUUAUGCUCCACCACCCAAAAAUGGGAUUGAGCAAAAGAGACCUGGACGCCCACUGAAUAUUACGUCGUUAGUUAGGCUAUCCUCUGCAGUGCCAAAUCAGAUUUCCAUUUCUUGGGCAUCUGAAAUUGGAAAGAAUUACUCAAUGUCUGUGUAUCUUGUGCGCCAGCUCACUUCAGCCAUGUUAUUACAGAGGCUAAAACUGAAAGGCAUUCGAAACCCCGAUCAUUCAAGAGCACUAAUUAAAGAGAAACUCACUGCGGAUCCAGAUAGUGAAAUUGCCACUACCAGCCUGCGGGUGUCGCUGAUGUGUCCUCUAGGGAAAAUGAGGCUGACCAUCCCCUGCCGAGCUGUUACCUGUACUCACCUGCAGUGCUUUGAUGCUGCCCUCUAUCUCCAAAUGAAUGAGAAGAAACCUACCUGGAUCUGUCCUGUGUGUGACAAGAAGGCUGCUUAUGAGAGUCUCAUAUUAGAUGGGCUCUUUAUGGAAAUUUUAAAUGAAUGUUCAGAUGUAGAUGAGAUCAAAUUCCAGGAGGAUGGAAGCUGGUGUCCCAUGAGGCCGAAGAAGGAGUCUCUGAAAGUCGCUGGCCCACAGUGCACAAAAAUAGAAAGUUCCAGUGUUGUCGGAAAGCCAUGCUCCAUGCCAGUGGCCGGCAGCGAAGCCAGCAAGAAGAAAGUUGACGUCAUUGACCUCACCGUAGAGAGUUCAUCUGAUGAGGAAGACGAUAUGCCUCCCAAAAGAAAAUGCAUCUAUAUGUCUGAAACACAAGCAAGUCCCACCAAGGGGGUGCUCAUGUAUCAGCCAUCUUCUGUACGAGUCCCUGGGGUGAACACAGUGGAUCCUGCUGCUAUUCCGCCGUCAUUAACUGACUACUCUGUACCAUUCCACCACCCACCAAUAUCGAGUAUUUCGUCAGACUUGCCUGGUCUGGAUUUCCUUUCCUUAAUCCCAGUUGAUCCCCAGCAGUACUGUCCUCCUAUGUUUUUGGAUAGUCUCACCUCAACGUUGCCCACAAGCACCACCCCCGGCAACAUCAUCACCUCCACCAGCCACCACGAGAGCAGUACUCGCGUUAGCUCCUCAGGCCGGAGCGAGACGGCCGUCAUCACGAGCAGUGGGACCAGCAUUCCCGACAUCAUCUCCCUGGACUGAGCGCAAGAG
Euleptes europaea (tarantolino) is the source of this 1883-nucleotide messenger RNA. It is a transcript of the gene PIAS2, whose product is annotated as protein inhibitor of activated STAT 2. NCBI's taxonomy places the organism in Eukaryota, Metazoa, Chordata, Lepidosauria, Squamata, Sphaerodactylidae. The record is from RefSeq and is a predicted model, not a curated record. The coding region runs from base 24 to 1874 and encodes 616 amino acids. Gene Ontology annotation, biological process: protein sumoylation; regulation of transcription by RNA polymerase II. The transcript is spliced from 14 exons. Gene Ontology annotation, molecular function: zinc ion binding; SUMO ligase activity; transcription coregulator activity.